AUGUCUCAAAACGCUGUUCUCUCCGAUUUCGAUAAAUUCGACAAUUCUACAAAAGAGGCUCUUGUAAUUAUUGGAAACAAUAUUUUACUUGUGUCUCAGUAUUUUUAUAAACUGAAUUUCGUCCUAGCAAUUUUGGGUAUCUUUAUAAACGCUUUUCAUAUCAUCAUACUCUCUAGAAAACCGAUAAUCUUCAAUGUUAUCAAUGUGAUUAUGUUGGGUAUCGCUAUCAGUGACACGGUGAAUUUGAGCUGUUUAGCUUAUGAAUUUAUCACGGUGAUUUCCGAAUCGUUCGAAGAUGAAUGUGCCUCUCCGCAAAGUUCUCUUAUCACAAGGCUUGGGACAGAGAUCUAUCAGUCUUAUGUAGUUCUCGAUGGAGUUUUGAAGAUCGUUCCUGCUAUUGUGCUUCCAAUACUGGCUGUUCUAUUGAUAAGAGAAUUGAAGAAGGCAGAAGUUUCCAGAAAGAAAAUGUCUGUAUCUUCUCAAAGCGCUAACAAUUCUGAUAACACUUCUAAAUUGGUUAUCAUUAUGACAAUCACUUGUAUUUGUGCUGAAGGACCAAUGGGAAUAGCAUUUGUACUUGAAGGUUUAGUAGAUGAUGUUCCAAAAUUGAGAGAAAUAGUCACCUGGUUCGAGUCAAUUAUUUACACUUCCGUCAUUUUGAACGCAACUACUCACUUUAUUGUCUGCCUCAGAGUUUCUACACCGUAUAGAAAAACUGUCAAAGAGUUGUUUGGACACAACGGAUCACAGAAUCCUAUAACAAUAACUCCAAAAAUCAGUUCAGCAAGUAUUGUUACACAGAGACAAGUGGAUGCCAGGAUAGAUGGCUAA
Caenorhabditis briggsae is the source of this 831-nucleotide messenger RNA. Gene Ontology annotation, molecular function: G protein-coupled peptide receptor activity. The record is from RefSeq and is a predicted model, not a curated record. The coding region runs from base 1 to 831 and encodes 276 amino acids. NCBI's taxonomy places the organism in Eukaryota, Metazoa, Nematoda, Chromadorea, Rhabditida, Rhabditidae. The transcript is spliced from 5 exons.